AUGUGUCUUGUCAAAAUCGGAAUCCUUCUUCAAUACCGACGAGUCUUUGCCAUACCGGUCUUACAGGCGUUAACAUUCUACGGACUCGUCAUCAUGGUCGCAUGGACCAUCACGAUCGCUUUCCUCAAUACUCUCAUUUGUGUACCCGUCGCCAAGUUCUGGAACUCAACCCUAGAUGGCCAUUGCACCGACCCUUUGACGGUCUGGUACGUCAUGGCUGGCUUCAACCUCGUCUCAGAUAUCACUGUUUUCUGCAUGCCGUUACCAGUCAUCGGAAGCUUGAACCUUCCGAAGAAACAAAAGAUUAUGCUGUUGGCCAUCUUCAGCAUUGGCUUCCUGACUUGCAUCAUCUCAAUUAUUCGCAUUCGAACACUCAAGACAGCUGCUUCAACAAAAGAUCCCAACUGGGAUAACGUCGACGCCGCGAUAUGGUCAUUCCUCGAAGUCACCCUGGCUAUUAUUUCCUCAUGCCUACCUACCCUCCGACCACUAUUCUCCAAGAUCAUGCCCAGGCUCUUUGCGUCCUCAUUCGGCCGAAGCAGCAACCGUGUAUCACAGUACGGCUAUACUCGAACACGCAGCAGUCAAAAUCUGCGUAGUAUGUCUCGAAGGCGAACUCAAGAGAUCAGCCAUGACUCAAUGGAGGAUACAUCCACCUUGCGAAAAGAUGAAGUACCUCUUCCAUCAAUUACCAAACACUACCGAACAUACCCUGGUGUCAGUGUUAGUAUUAAGGCUGAGCAGGGACAGAACGGUGGUGAGGCAACGUUGCAGAGUCCAAUUAAGCCAAGCUCGCCGAGUCGGGGUAUCAAAGCCACUACUGUCGUCACACAAGAAAUCGUGGUGGAGAGACGCCCAGACGAUGAAUGGAGCCACGGCAGACCUAGUGACAGCGAUGCAACUCUCUGA
Fusarium musae is the source of this 909-nucleotide messenger RNA. RefSeq lists its product as uncharacterized. The transcript has 2 exons. Lineage: Eukaryota; Fungi; Ascomycota; Sordariomycetes; Hypocreales; Nectriaceae. The record is from RefSeq and is a predicted model, not a curated record. Bases 1 to 909 code for a protein of 302 amino acids.